GGCGGCCGCCGCCAUGAUGCUUGUUUGCUUUCAAUGAAAACGAGGGGGGCGCAGAGGAGGAGGAGGCGGCGGCGUCGGUGGCGGCGGCGUCGGCUGCGCGAAGGCGAAGGCAGCAGUGGGUGCAGCGAGGAGGGCGAGGCCGGAGGCCGAGAGGCCGGGAGGCCGUAGUGGCGGCCCAUCGAGGCGGCUGAAGCGGGCGGCUGACGCGGUGGAUCUCGGAGGGAGAACAAAGAGCGGCGGCUGAGGCGGCAGAGGAGCGGCGACGGCGGCGCUGCAGCAGCGGGCGGGACUGGUAUGGUGGUUCCACAGGUCAGACCCCGCUGCACUCACAGGGAGGAGGCGGCGGCAGCGGCGGAGGAAGGCGGCGCACCCCAAGAGGCAUGCCCAAAGAAAAAUAUGAGCCCCCUGACCCUCGGAGGAUGUACACAAUUAUGUCCUCUGAGGAAGCAGCAAAUGGAAAGAAAUCACAUUGGGUGGAGCUUGAAAUAAGUGGAAAAGUAAGAAGCUUAAGCUCAUCUUUGUGGUCACUAACUCACUUGACAGCUUUGUAUCUAAGUGACAAUUCCCUGUCCCGCAUUCCUUCAGACAUUGCCAAGCUUCACAAUCUGGUGUAUCUGGACCUGUCCUCUAAUAAAAUCCGGAGUUUACCGGCAGAACUCGGAAACAUGGUAUCACUCAGGGAACUCCAUUUAAAUAACAACCUGUUACGAGUUCUACCUUUUGAGCUGGGAAAACUGUUUCAGUUGCAGACUUUAGGCCUGAAAGGAAAUCCACUUACCCAGGAUAUAUUGAACCUCUAUCUGGAACCAGAUGGAACAAGAAGGCUACUGAACUAUUUGCUUGAUAAUUUGGCAGUUUCAACAGAACAACCACCUCCAAGAUCUUGGAUUAUGUUACAAGAACCAGACAGAACACGGCCAACUGCCUUGUUUUCUGUCAUGUGCUAUAAUGUUCUUUGUGAUAAAUAUGCGACCCGGCAGUUAUAUGGCUACUGUCCAUCAUGGGCACUAAAUUGGGACUACAGGAAAAAGGCCAUUAUUCAAGAAAUCUUGAGUUGCAAUGCUGAUGUCAUAAGUCUUCAGGAGGUUGAAACAGAACAGUAUUACAGUUUUUUUCUGGUAGAACUGAAAGAACGUGGCUAUAAUGGAUUCUUUAGUCCUAAAUCUAGAGCUAGGACAAUGUUGGAACAAGAAAGAAAACAUGUUGAUGGCUGUGCAAUAUUCUUUAAGACAGAAAAAUUUACUUUGGUUCAGAAACACACUGUUGAAUUUAAUCAGCUAGCAAUGGCAAAUUCAGAAGGGUCUGAAGCUAUGCUGAACAGAGUCAUGACAAAAGAUAACAUUGGAGUUGCUGUACUGCUAGAACUUCGAAAGGAAUUGAUUGAAAUGUCAUCUGGAAAGCCACAUCUUGGAACAGAAAAACAACUUAUUCUUGUGGCUAAUGCUCAUAUGCACUGGGACCCUGAAUACUCUGAUGUGAAGUUGGUUCAAACAAUGAUGUUCCUCUCAGAAGUGAAGAACAUCAUUGAUAAAGCCUCGAGAAGCCUCCAGUCCAGUGCAUUGGGAGAAUUUGGAACUAUUCCACUGGUGUUGUGUGCAGAUCUUAAUUCUUUGCCGGACUCUGGUGUUGUGGAAUAUUUGAGCACUGGUGGAGUAGAAACAAAUCAUAAAGACUUUAAGGAACUGAGAUAUAAUGAAAGUCUUACAAAAUUCAGCUGUAAUGGGAAAAAUGGGACAACCAAUGGAAGGAUCACUCAUGGUUUCAAGUUGAAGAGUGCCUAUGAGAGUGGCCUGAUGCCUUACACAAAUUACACGUUUGAUUUUAAGGGUGUAAUUGACUACAUCUUCUAUUCUAAACCUCAGCUGAACACUUUAGGCAUCCUGGGACCUCUGGACCACCACUGGCUAGCUGAGAACCACAUCAGCGGCUGCCCACACCCACUCAUCCCCUCUGACCACUUCUCACUUUUUGCACAACUGGAGCUCUUACUGCCUUUCCUGCCCCAAGUUAACGGCAUUCACCUUCCUGGCAGGAGGUAGUCAAGUACCUUCAGAGGAUGACCUCAGUUUCACUCAUAAACUCGUAAAAAAUCUGAAUAUAGAGGAGUGAGGUAUGGCCACUAGGGAUUUUUUUUUUUCUUAAUGAUAAUUUGAGUUUUCAAUCUGAUUAUUUGAUAAGGAUAUAGUAUGAAAGCCAGGUGCUAGCAAACAGACAAAUUCUGAGCCCGAUAUGCUUUAUAUACUGUUAGACAGGGACUGGUGUGUUUGCACCUAUCUUUAAUUUGUUACAAGUAAUUUUCCUGUUUCUUCUAUCCAAUAUAAUAUUUUCAUGCCUUGAAAUAGGAAAAUGUUUGAACAGCAUAUUCUCUUUGCACAGAAAUCUGUAGCACUACUUUUUUGAGGCCAGUAAUAACAUCCAGAGAUCAUUCUUCCAUACUUUACUCCCUCCUUUUUCAGACUUGUUUGUAAAAUAUAGAAUUUAAAUUUAGCCUUUAUGAUUGUAUAUGAUCCAUAGAAGACCUGAUUUAUGAAAUUUUGUACUAAAAAAAUCAGAUUUGGAAAUGAUUGUAUUGUAAUCUAAGGCUAAGUUUUUUUUACCUGUUUCAUGUGUUAUAAAGGCCAGCUUGUAAAAGAAGUUGCAACAGACUUUCUCUGCUGAUGAUUUGCACUGUUAGGGUUUUGUUAGCCCUUUUGUACUACUUUGUUUUUAAAUUGAGAACAUUGCUCUUUAAAUCUAAAUCUGUUUAAAGUUUAGGACAUUUUCUUGGACCAGAGGCAACUUAACCAUGAAUUCCUGGGUUUUUACAAAAAACUAUCUACCAGGACAGAUAAGCUGAGCAGUGAAUGAUCUGUAGGCAUUAUGGACUGAAUGUAAUGGCUGAUAUAUGUACAUUCUGAUAUUUUUAAAUCCUCAGCUUUUUUAAGUUACAGAAUUACAGCUGCUUAGGGACAGCUUCUUAACUCCUUUUUGAGACAUUUCCUGUCCUAUCUCCACUGUGCCUGCCUGAGUUUGUUCUCACCAAGCACUGCCUGUGCAUGCAGAGAAAAUCUGUGCAUCCUCUUUUAUAUUUUUAAAUACUGUUUAACAUUUGUCAGAGUUUUAUGAAAAUGCUUUUGUAUGGGCUGUGGCUUUUUUUCCAUUGUGAAGCAUUGAAUAUCACAUUUUGGAACAUGUUCAUAGGGUGGGUCCCUGGGUCUUUACUCACCAGACCCAAGCACUGCUUCUUGGUGUCAUUGCACAGUGCUGUUCAUCACCCAGAGUACUACUAUCAUGUGAAUUCUUUUUGUUUUCCAUGUAUUCCUUAGUUUCCUUGUUUUUUAGAAAUCAUUCCUUUAAAAAAAAGUAAUUUUCCGUUUAUGAAGCAGUAUAAAAUAAAUGAGAUGUACUUUCAAAACAGGUCCCUAAGACAAUACUUCAGAUCAUUUUAAAAGUGACUAAGUCAUUUUAACAUGUCAACCAAGAUAAAAGUUAUAUUAUACCUUGUAUUUUGCCCAUAGUGCUGUUAGUAGAGAUUAAAGCCAGCUUUAACUUUGCAAAGUUAACUCCUAUAUGUUCUGUUCUCAUUCAUUCAUUCUCUCAAAAAAAAUCAAAUGAAUUCACAGGGAACUUGGUCUAACUGCUUUUGUUUCAACUGCAGGCAGGGGAGCAAAAGGACACCAUGUAUGUGAGCAUUAAGAAAAGAAAUUGUUGAAUGUUAAUAACAGUUUUUAUACAGAGAGUGAGUCAUUUUGGAUAAUGACUUAAAAUUUUAUGAAAAAUGUUUAGCACUUAAAUGUGCUUAUUCUGUUUUUAAGAGAAAAUAAAAUCACAUACUGUUUAAGUAAAUGAUUCUUUUUUUUUUUUUUUUCUUUUUCUUUAAAAAAAAGAAAAAAUUCUCCAAAAGGUUUUGAUCUUGAAUCUUUGUCUGGGACCUGGUUUUUCCUUUGAAGGUUUUUGUUUUUGUUUUUGUUUUUUUUUUAACAUUUUGUUGUGGUGGUUUUUUAUUUUUUGCUUUUUGUUUUAAGUCGUGCUGGCACCGAACACAUCCAGUCUAUAGUCAGUACAUUGGAAAGUUGGUAUUACUGAUAUAGAACCAAUGCAUAACUUUUAUGGGGUUUCUUUUUGGGUUUUUUGUUUUGUUUGUAAAGUGUGAAUAAAAGGUGUGUUUACUCAUUUAUCCUAAACACUGUGUUAGUAAUGUGCAUCAUGACAAUUUCCAGCAAGGGCAAGCUGGAGCUGGUUGGACUGAUGAGAUGAAGGAAACUGCUUUUCCUAUGAUCUGCAUUAUGUAAUAACAGGUCCAGAGAGCUUUAUGGAAGGGGAAGGGGAGAAGCACUUACUCUGUUUAUGGAGGAUAUAUUCUUUUCAUAGAUGCUGGAACUAGAGUGCACUUGUUAGAUGCUAAAGGUUUGAGCUUUACACAAAAUGUUUUCAUCUGUGUUUGUUAUUGUCUACAAAAUAUUUGAAUUUGGUGGCAACAUAGUAAGAUAUAAUGGCCUGUUACGUCUUGAAAAUAGUUGUUCUUGCCUCUUCUAGGCAGACUGCAUUCUGUGGCAGACUACCUUCUGUGGGUCAGUUUGAACAGCUUCUCCACCUUAUUAGAUAGUGAUAAAUUGAACCAAGAGUGUAGAUUUACAAUUGUAACCUUUAAAAGAGAGAAAAAUAUUUUAAGUCUAUAGGGAAUAAAAUGGUCACACCAAAAUAGACUGUUAAGCAAGCAUUUGUGUUUUAAAUAUUUUCUGUGUCCUGAAUAAUUUCCAAUAAUCCAUACUCCCUAAAAUGCAAUAAAAACUAGUAUGUUUUCACAGUAUAGGUUUUCUUCAAAAAUUCUGUAACAAAUACAUUUAAUGUGGUGUUGCCAUAAUGUAAUUUCAGUAUUCUUUCUGGAUAAAUCCAUUUUAUGAAUGUUUUACAGAAAAUUUGGGGUAUAUUUUCUGUUUUUAAUGAUCAGAAAUUUAGAGGCGAUCAGUUCCUUGUAAAUCUCUUGAAGUACAGUUUACUGUAUUAGUGAUAAUUAUUUAUGCUUUAAGAAUUUAAACAAUGUUCAUCAAAAUUAAUUUAUGGCAUAAUUUAAACUAAAGUUGUAGAAAUAAAUUGUUGAUUGCAACUUUAAUAGUCCUAGAAGAUAGGCAGGGAACAUCUCCAAGAAAUGUGCUUUUAUUUUUACUUGAUUUGGUGACAGCCAGGAAAACUUAUUUUGAGUUAGCACUUUGAAACCUAAGGACAUUAUUAAAUUGGGUGGAAUGCACUUCUAAAUGUUGAAAUUAAAAUUUCAAAGCUCUUAAAAGAUUUCUGGUUUUCAAUAAUAAAUUCCAAUUUUAGUAUUCCACUUUUUACUAUUUAAACUUAUGGAAUUAGUUUCCAUAGUGACUUUUAAGGUUUUGGGGUCAUGCUAUAUAAGUAUAAAAGCCAACCUAAGCAAAACAGUUAUAGCAAUUUGCUCUUUUAAUGAACCAAUAAGAGUACCCAGUACAAAUGCUGCAGAUAAUUCAAAGAAAACCUUUAGCACGUGUUUCUCCCCUACUUGUAAACAGUAUUUUGAGAUGUUCACUUUGCUCUUCUUUUUGGUUACAUAAAUUUUAGUAACCAGUAUGUUGAAGUAGUGUUUAAAAUAGACUAUCUAGUCUUUAUUUACAGUACAUUAAAUUGUGUAAUGCACUGGACUAAGUUUUGUUUACCAUUCAUGUAACAAAACCCAGCACAUUAUCUGCACUAAGCUCAAAGAAUGUCCCAUUUGCCUAGGCAGCUCUUUGAUAAGGGUAGUGGGAAACUGAAUAUGACCUAUGGACUGGUGGUAACAAGGGCUUUUACUCUUCUUUUCAGUGGAACCUUCUUGGUCAAAUUGUAACUAGCUAGUAUUAUAUUUAUAUACAGGGUCUCUUUUCUUUACCGAUGUAUUUUCCUACUCAUAGUCAACCAAUAAAUUCAAUUAUCUGUUUCAAAUAUUUUUAAAGUGUAACUUGUAUAGCUGUAGUAUUGAGGUUUGAGAAAAUAUGUGUUAAUCAGCAGACCACCUAUUUAAAAUUCUGAGUCAUCUGGGACAGGGUUAUAACUCACCCUUUGAAAGGGAAGAGUGAAUGGGGACAGUGCCAUGAUAUAGGGAGAUGGUGCAAACUUAAGGAUCUCCUUAUUGGCUGUGUUAUUCUGCAUAACACUCAUAUGUUUGCCAAAGUUCAAUUUUAUAUUUAGGCAACUGAUGAUCCUUUUGUAUUUGGGAAUUUUGUUGUUGUUACCAUAUACCUCAUAGUAUAAGAAAUGGGCUCAUGUGUCUUUCAUCCUUUGGAAGGAGGUUGACAUAUUUUGAAUAAAUGCUUUUAAUACAGUAGCAAACAUUGUAUUGGUGGGGUUAUAUUAAUUCAUUAAAUGUUUUAAUUGUUACAUGUAUAGUUUGUUGUAUAUAUAAACUUUAAAAUUGUCUGACUUCCCAACUCUUCAGAGCAUUGAGUCCAUUUUUAGAAACUACUUCUUUAACAAAUACAUGUAAAUUUUUAUAUAGAUGCUGGGGAAAAAAUCCUUUAAAAUCACAGCACAAUUAGAUAAAAUGAAUGUUUGCUGAGAUGUCCAGUUUUUAAAGUAGGCAUUUUCUACCUAAUCCUUAAUAUAUAAUUUUAUCUCUAUAA
Molecule: messenger RNA, 6599 nt
Organism: Balaenoptera musculus (blue whale)
Lineage: Eukaryota; Metazoa; Chordata; Mammalia; Artiodactyla; Balaenopteridae
Gene: CNOT6
Product: CCR4-NOT transcription complex subunit 6
Exons: 12
Coding region: 381-2039 (552 amino acids)
Biological process (GO): nuclear-transcribed mRNA poly(A) tail shortening
Cellular component (GO): nucleus; cytoplasm; CCR4-NOT complex
Molecular function (GO): protein binding; poly(A)-specific ribonuclease activity
Source: RefSeq, a predicted model, not a curated record